GGGCGCUAGAUGCCAGUUGACUGUAGCGGCCGUCAACGCGUUCAGUCUGAACUUAGUAGCGAAUUAGAGCUGCCGGCUGUCACAUGCAGCCAGUUAUCCUGUCGACGCUUGGCGGUGCGUCGUUGCGUGUAAGACGCGUUCGAUUGUUUAAACCGCUAUUUUGUCUCCCUUUUGCUUUUACUAUUCGAUUUUUUGAUUAUAAUCGGUUCGAAUCGACCAACAGAAGUCUGAUUAUCGACAUGACAUGCAUCGGCACGCGAUGGCAGUGCCGUAGUUGCGGUUGGAAUGGAACAGGACAAGGCCGCGUAGGCGCAUCGUUAUGAAAGGAAGCAGUCGUCCGUGAAUACAAACUGAACGUCCUAUCUUGACAUUAUAUACAUUUCACUCUGAAGGAUUGAUGAACUUCGGUUAUUAAAUGUUCAUAUGAAACACAGGAAGUGUCAAUUAUCGAAAGGCGUUGUACAUUUGAGGUAAGAGGCAAAAAGGAAACGCUUUUAUUCUGGAUCCUAUUUCAUACAAGAUAUUUAGGGAAUAAAAGAUUGGCACUAUUCAAGAACUAUUAAAAGAAAAAACGCAUCAAAUACAAGGAACAUACCGUCUAUCGUGUGUCGUUAAAACUACCUGCAUGAAAGAAGUGAAGUUCAUGAAUGUAUUGGUGAAAAUUGGGGAGGAUCGUUGUUGGUGACGACAAAGAGGGUGCUUCGGUAUCAGUAAUUGUGAAUAGAAGGGCAAUCCUUGUCGCAGUGAAAAGUGAACAAGAAAGAAAAAAAGAAGUAUAUAAAGCCUGGUAUAUAUCCGUCGGCACAGCGUGCCGGCAUUUUCAAGUGCUAGUAACCGUGGACGCGGUUACGUAGCCACCGUAUAAGCCGCGCGGAGUUAGUUAGUGCGUGAAUGUAUUGGAAGCAGUGGUCACGUCUUUCUCGUCGUCGUCACCGUUGUGAUCGCCGUGAAAACGGUGUUACACUGUGGAAAUUGCCAAAAACGCUACAUCAUCGAUGGCCCGCGCGAUUUUUCAACGGCAUCCGUGAUCGCGGCACGAUGGAAACGUCGUCAAGAAUGCGGCGGAUGUCAUUUACUCGUCCCAAAAGGAUGGCGGGCUUUCAGAUUAUCAUUCAAAUUGAUAGGUACGAAAGAAUCGAAUAAUCACAAAACGAGAGAGAAAGAAGACAUCAAAGUAGUGAGGUGAGCUAGGAGUCCUGGAGGUUAGGCCUCCGAAUGUUUAGGAUUUUUGCUUGAAAAUGAACUCCAUGAUAUAUACCCUCUACGGGUUUGCGAUAUUUUUCAUGAUAUUCUGGUCAGUGAUGUGGAUUGUUCAUGUACUGGCACUGAUUGCUGGUCACUGGAAACUACAUCGUAAAAUCACUCAAGUACCAACCUACGAAACGCCCUUACCCGGUGUAUCAAUCAUAAAACCACUAAUGGGCGUUGAUCCGAAUCUAUUCAGUAAUUUAGAGACAUUUUUCACCAUGCAAUACCCACGUUACGAGUUAUUAUUUUGUGUGGAAGAUGACUCGGAUCCUGUGUUAAUGUUAGUGCGUAAAUUGAUUGAGAAGUAUCCAGAAGUGGACGCAAAACUUUUUAUCGGUGGCUGUAAUGUAGGUGUAAAUCCAAAGAUCAACAAUAUGCAACCAGCAUACGAGGCGGCCAAGCAUGAGUUUGUGUUGAUCAGUGACAGUGGUAUCAAGAUGAAAGAGGAUACGCUCUUGGAUAUGAUUAAUUACAUGACUGACAAUGUUGCAUUGGUACAUCAAAUGCCGUUUACCUGUGAUCGUGAAGGUUUUGCCGCAGCAUACGAAAAAAUCUUUUUUGGUACCGUACAAUCGCGUAUGUAUCUUGCCGCCGAUUUACUUAGGAUAAACUGUCAUACCGGUAUGUCAGCUUUAUUGAGGAAAGCGCCAAUUGACGAGGUCGGUGGAUUAAAGACGUUCGGUGUGUAUUUAGCAGAGGACUUUUUCUAUGCAAAGUCAUUGACCGAUCGUGGUUGGCGUAUCACAGUGUCAUCGCAGCCAGCGUUACAAAAUAGCGGUCAUUGUGAGCUACAUUCAUUUCAGGCGAGAUUACGAAGGUGGGCAAAACUGAGGGUAGCUAUGUUGCCAACCAUGAUUGUUCUGGAGCCACUUAGCGAGUGUUUAGUAUUAGGUGCCUGUGCUUCCUGGGCAGCCAGCGUACUUUUUGAGUGGGACUCCCUUGUUUUCUAUUUAGUACACAUACUUUUGUGGUUCAUGUUCGAUUGGACGCUAUUGAGCGUCGUGCAAAAUGGCCCAUUACCGUUCAAUAAGUUAGAAUUUGUAUGCGGAUGGUUACUGAGCGAAAUCACCAGGCCUUAUCUUUUCCUUCAGGCAGUUCUAGAUCCUCUGAUACAGUGGCGAUCGCGCGUUUAUAAGCUCAGGUGGGGUGGAGUCGCAGAAGAGGUUAAGGCAAAAGUGAAAUAUUGAAAUAUCGUGAAAAAUACGUUCUUAAUUUUUUUCUUUUCUUUAUUUCUUUUCUCUUUUUCAUCAUUCUUUCCUUGUUUUUUAUAUGUAUAUACAUUCAUAUACAGAUCAACAUCCACAUCAAACUAUACGCGUGGGUGUUUUGUAAUAUCUGAUAUAUUAUGCUAUUACGCAUAUAGUACUUAUUACGUUAGGAUGAGAAAAAAAUAUAUGUCAUAUACACAAGAAAUGUAUUAAACAGAAAUAUCCGUGCGCGCGUGUACACAUAUACGUACAUAUAUAUGAUAUGUUUACAUAAAAUAGUAAUCACGACAUGAGUGUAUGCACGUGCAAAGUCAUUUUUCAAUUAUUCUGCAUAUCAUCUCUGCUGGUUGAUUCUUAACGGUAUGCUUAUUUUUUGUGCAAUGUUCUUUGGAAAAAAUAUAGCAUAAAAAAAUAAAACAUUUUUUAUUUAUGAUAGGUUAGAAAAAGAAAAGAUAAAGUAAAUAAUAAUUAAUGUACAUAUAUAUAAUCUUAUUUUUUUAAGAUCAUUGUCCGAAACGGAUAAUCUUUAUUGCAGUCGUUAUUGCAGUAUAUUCAGCGCAAAAUUAUUGAUACAUUCUAAUGAAAUGAUUUCUAAAAAAAAAAAAAAAUAUGAUUGCGCAGGUUUCGCGAUCAAUUUAAUAUUUUAUUGGUAUUGUCAUUAUCAGAAUAUUUUCACGUUCGUUAUCUUUAUUAUUGAAGUAUUAAUGUUAAUAUUGUUUUUGAUUUGUAAAUAAAUGUUUAUUUUUUUCAAUAUUUGGCAUUGAAAAUUAUAUAAUAAAGAUAAGAAAUUUUUAAUGAGAAAUUUUUUAUAAUUAAAUAAAGUAUCGAUAUUUUUCAUUAUAAACAAAAUUUGAAUUGAUAAAAAAAAUUAGAUUCAUUUUCUUUUAUCAUUUUCGAGCCAAAGAACGGAAAGAAAUUUUUACUGACAUUUUUGUUUAGUGCCGGAUAAAUGUCCAUUUUCAUUUCACUUAUAUAUUAUUGAACAUAUAUAAAAGAAAAGAUAAGAAAUACAAAAGAAAAGAAAUAAUACUUCGUGAAAAAAGAUAUCAAAUUAUAUCAAAGAUAUAUUAUAAAAAAAAAUUUCAAAAUUUAUAAGAAUUGAAAAUAACAUUCAAUUAAUUUUCUUGUCUUUUACAAGAAAAAAAAUUAUCGAUACAUAGUCUAAGUCUAAUUUAACUCCGCUGAUGCUGCAAUUUAUCGUUUACGUAACGUAUCACCUACAUAAUAUAUAGUACAUAUGUCCAUGUGCGUUUAUUGCAUAUAUUCAUAACACGCUGAUCAAUUUCAUUGAUUGGUCCUUAAUACUGAAAAGAUUAAGAGAUUUUGAAAAGUCUAGUCUAUAUAAAUAAUUCGAAAUGAAAUUUCACUGAUUGUGAGCGUCUGUGGUACUAUCCAGUUUAAAGAUAAGUGUUAUUUGCUUUUUUUCUAUAUUCUUUACUCGUCACGAGUUUCGCGAAAAUUAUAAACUUUGCAACAUUUCAAACGAAAGUAUCGACCCUUUAUUCUUUCUUUAUGAAUUAUAAGAAUUGUAUUUGUUUGCGAUUAUAUUGUUUAAUUAUAUUGUUUCCUUCUAUUGUUUCACAUAUUUUAAUUAUUUGCACAAAAUGCAAUCAACAAAAAUAGUUUUCUCAUGCUAUUUAAUUAAAGAUAAAAUCAUAAUGCCAAGAUUUAUUUAAUUAAAAUCUUCUUGCGUUUAGCAAAGUCACGUUGGCAAUAAAAAUGACAUCUAGUUUGAAAUUAUUUAUUUUAGUGCAUUUAUAAAAAUUAACUAUGUUUUUAUUUCUAAUAAUAUAAAUACAUAUUCUAAUAGGUAAUUUUAAUGAAUUGUGACAAAAAAUAAUUAUUCGAAAAUUAAUUAAUAAAAUAAAAAUAUGAAUUUUUUAUUUAUUAUCUAAGAAAAAAUGAAGGGUGAAUGGUCGAGAUAAUAUGAAAGUCUAUAUAUAUAUCAAAAGAUGUUACAUAAGCUUAGGUUUGUAUUUUCCGCUUCUCAGUAUUUUUAAUUAAUUAAUUUUUAGUGAAUAAAUUAUUUAAAAGAUAAAUUAUCGAAAAACGUUUGACAAAACGUCUUUCAUUAAUUAUUAUUGUUAGGUUAGGAAAAUGUAAAUAUAGACAAUGCAGACUCUUCCAAUUCGCGGAAGAAACAAAUUUAAACAUAUCUAAUGCCGUAGAAUAUUAUCGGAUUUGAUGAAAAGUUGCAGAUUCAGCAAGUUUUUUUGCGCAAGGAGUGAAGCGGUGUCGCUUAACGAUAAAAAUGAAUCUAAAGCUUUUGAACCCUGACACUUUCAUCAGUGAAGUGGUCAAUUAAUUGUGAUAUUUAUACUGUCCCGUUCCACUACAGGACCAAUAACUGUUUAACCCAUGCCUCGUCAUGCUUAAACGAAAUAGUGUAUGCGUUUAAUUAACAGCAAUUGCAACCGUACGAUUUCGACUAGAUGGGAGCCAUUGUGAUUUUUGGACCGUAAUAGCCUGUAAAUGAUCAUUAUAGACUAUAUGUUUAAACUCGACGUACAAUUCGAUUUAGAGCUUGUAUUUCAAUUCGAUGUAAUUUGAAGUAGCUUCACGGAGUGAAACAUCCAAUAUUCGAUUUUAGAAUUUUGACAUUUUGUAUUAAAAUUUCCUAAAGUUCUUCAUUUAAUUGUAUAUACGAGUUCGUAUUAUAGGUUGAUUCAACAAGACGCGACUAUGGCAAAAAUAUCGAUCAAAAUACGUACACAAAAAGUUUUUAAUACGAAGAAGUCAAUAUUUUCUUUCUUGCAAUUUUCUUACAAAUAUUUGAAAUACCCAUAAGAAUAUCACUAUUCGAUAAUUUAAUUUCGUACCAUAACCUCAUUUAUUCGAAUAAUAAAAUUCCUGUAUCGUGUUACUCACCGUAACCUAAUAUUUACUACUCGACAAUUUCAUUUCGUUAAUGUAAAAAAUAAGAGACGAGAAACUUUCAAAAAGUUUUAUUCGAAUCGAUAAUCGGGAUUGAAUCGAAUACCGUUUAUUUUCGUGCAAAGAACUCGUUGACUCGCGGAACGAGGGAUCAAUUGUGUCAGUUAGAUUUCCCCUUGCGAAUUACCUGGUGUUUUCAUCCCGAUAGAACACGGAAUAUCGGCUGUCCAAAUCGUUUUUAUUAUGAUUUAUCGAAAGUUAAACGAUUAUUCCUUCCUUCCUUUCGCCAUCGAUUCGCAUAUAUUUUCCAUUCGAUAUUUCCCAAACGAUUUAAAUUUUCGAAAUCACCAUUUAAUUAUCCAUAAAAGCACGUCAUUUUUAAAAUUUACGAUUAAAGAAAAGAAAAGAAGAAAAAAUAGUUAAAAAAAAAAUUGUCGAAAAUAGGAAUAGUGGAAGAAAAUGUAUGUCGUAUUUUUAAGAAUAAAUCAAAUGGAUUAGAUUAUUUCAACGAAAAAGAAGGGGGGAAAUGGGACAAUAUCAAGAAUGAUCUCGAAAUUUCUGGAAGAUUGCUUUGCGCAAAGAGAAGUUCCUUUUAGAAUGUAUCGUGUUAUCUUCUUGGAUGCGAUUAAAAUUUAAUUGAAUCGACGUAAAUUUUACUGGAAAAGCGAAAAGAAAAUAACAUUUAUUCAUAUUUGAUUCAUGAGAAUAUAUACAUAUAUUUUCUCUGUAUUAAUGAUUAAUCCAAAUCUUUUAAAUUGUAUAAUUGUAUUUUACAAUUAUAACAAAAUCUCAGAUAUGGCUUAUUUCAUAUGAAAUAUAUUGUGAAAUUUUUUUUUUAAUUUAUUUUUAUAAUUUUAACGUGCUGAUUAAAAUAGAAAUCAUUGUUUCUACAUUUUUAUAUAUAACAAUUCGAAAACAAUAGAUCAUGUCCUAUGUAUAUACGAAAGAUUCUAACGUGUCAUUCCAGUCAAACAUCUUUUUUUCAUUACAAAAUUUCACUUACUUUCUAUUAAUUAUUGAAUAAAUACCAUUCCCUGAUAAUUUAGAACGAUUCAAAUUACAAAUGUAAGCCUAAACGAAUUAUCUUUUAUGGGACAAUAUGAUAGACUGUAUAUUUUUGUAUACAAAAUAUGCUAUUUGAAAUCUUUGUUUAAGCGAAUUUUAUUAACUGUUUUAAAAGUUUCGUGUUCGAUGAUAUCACAGCUGUAUUAAAUUUCCAAUAAUCUUAUCGGAGACAAUAUUCUUUUUAAUAUCCUUAUCAUUUGCACAUAUUGCGUAAAGAACUUUUUUCUAUCGUAUAAUGAUUUAUUGAUCGUAUCGAUCGAUAUAUCUAAUCCCUAAUACUUAAUGCCUAAUCUUAAAUAUAAUCUUAUCUUGACUUCAAAAUGUGUAAUUCAAUUUUAUAAUCAAUAUCAAAAUUAUUAUUAUAUUACAUUAUUAUAUCAUUAUUAUAUAUUAUUUUAUUUAAAAUUUAGAAAAAAAAUGUCAUCCAUAUCCUUGUUAAUUUUUUUUUUUUUUUUUUUUUAGAAACUAAUAAAGAUAUUCCAUUUAUUUUUCCCCCUAAUUUUAUAUUUCAAAGAAAUUAAUUUUAUAUUUUUUUUUUUUGGUGACGAUAAUGAAAGAUUUGUUGGUGUUCUUUCCAGCAAGAUUAAAGGAAUGCUAAAUGAAAACAUUCUUUCCACAAACUUAGAAAAACCUGGACUUGAAGUGUCAUUAUGCAAGUGCGUUUAAUGAAGGAGCAAUAAUAACGGCUAAUACAACAAGUGGCCAUCAGAUGGCAUUAUUUUUCUUGCAGUAGAAAAGAUUUUCAGUAUUUUUCUUAUGGAAAUAAUUUAUUGUUUCUUUUUUUUAUUUUUUUUAAUUUAUUUUUUAUUUUUUUAUUUUUUUUUGUAAAUACAUUUUUCGUGAUCGAAAAUAGCCAAUCAAUAUUUCAUGUAAGAUAAUGAGACUAAUUUUAUUUUCCCUCAAUGAUUCACUAUCUUUUUAUUUGAACCUAUCAUAUAAAUUAUACAAUGACGUAUGUUCGUGAUUCAUAUAGACAUCUAUAUAUUCUUUUAUGUAAUACAAGUUUUAUCGUAUUUAAUGUUUACCUAUAAACAAGGUCAUCGUUGUUUUAUACGUGAUGGAGAUUUCAAAUAAUUUUAAAAAGUUUUAAAUUAUCUCUUGAUAUUAUCUCUUUUCCAACUUCUUUUGAAGCUCGUCAAUUUUUUAUAAACAAGAACACUAAGUUGUUUAACAAAACAAAUUUAACAAAACGAACGAAUAAGUUGUGAAAAAUUUAGUGUAGAACAUCUUUUACGGAGAGACAGAGGACGACGCUGAAUAUGUCUAGGUUAAUAAUAAAUUAACGUGAUACAUAAUAAUUGUGUACGCGUUAAACAGUACCAUGACUCACGGCGUGAAAUCUCUCACUUCCCUCUCUUUCUUUCGCUCGCUUCGAUAGAUAAAAUAUCUUUCAGUACUUUUUAAAAUAAUAUUAGCUAAAAGAUAUUUCUGAAAUUCGUCAUAAAUUGCACGCCUUUUAGAAAUUUAUUCGUCUAGUCAAUAGUAUUUCAAAAAAUUUUUAAUUUAAAAGGUUAAAUGUCUAAAUGACAUUUCGCUCGGUAAAUUAGAUUUUAUAUUAAUUAUACUCGUAAUAAAUGAGAGCAGAGAAUUUUUUAAUUGUGAAUAUCACAAACUUUUGAUGACAUCGAUUAUCUUUAUACAUAAAAGAAUAUUUUAUAAAAUUCUAAUUUCUAAAUUUUCGAUUCUUCAGAUUCUUAUUUUUGAGAAUGAAGAAAGAAUUUUUUAUUUUAUAUUAAAAUAAUUGAAUACUUUUAUAAUUGUAAUCGUAAUUAAAAAAAUAUAUCCACAGUUGGUAAUAUCCACAAUUGAAAAUAAUUGUUAUAUUUUGAUGAAGUACACUGAGGAAAUUACGUGUAAUUAUAUAUAUAAUGGAUAAAAUCAACAAUUUUUUUGAAAACAAGUUAUUGUUGAACAAUAAUAUCUACUAAAUUAUCUUUAUCAAUUCUUUGUCGACUCACCUCCUCGUAAUACAAUCAUGUUACACACGUAAGAAUACUUGUUUACUAUCAUUACAUAAUUGAAUGAAUAUUUUCUCUGUCGUCCGUAGUUCAGUCUUUCCACCAACAAGUAUCGCAUGAUAAAAACACCUGACAAACACCUGGUCAAUCCUGACUAACGAGCAAAAGUCGGAAAUGCGGUUAUUCCAUUUCGUGACAAAUAAAAUUUAACAGAUCAAAUGAAAUCAUUUUCAUGUUAUCUCGAUGACUAAACAACGGAGAAUUUCGUGACAUCGAUUUUAUUAUCAAUUCCUUCCUAGUAUUUUAUCAUCUACAAUCGUUAUUUCAAGCUAAUCUCCUCUGAAUCAUAUCUAUGAACAUUCGGAUUAAAAAUUAUUUAAUCAAUUUAAAACAUCAAAUUCAAUGUAAAAUAUUUUAUUAAAUUGAAAUUUAAUAUUUAUUAUUAAAUUUCUCGUUAUUGAUAUUAGCACGAAUUGAUAAUUUUAAAACGUAUACGUACGAAUCAAACGUUCGUUCAUAAGAAGUUUAACUAUUUAAAAAAAGGUGCGGUCUUGGAGAAAAGUUCGGCUAACGACGUCGUAGAAAUUGCUUCGAGCAUUUUUUGAAUGCGAAAAAUGUUGACACUGGGCUGACAUUUGGAACUUUCAUUGAAGAUGCUGCGCAGUUCAUUAAGCCUUUCAGAGGAUUCUUCGAGAUCCAGUUCCGAUUUUGAACACUCGAAAUAAAUGACCGAAAUUGUUAUGCAAAAAAAAAAAAAGAAAAAAAAUUAAUUCUGUCCAAGCGACAGCGUAGAAACAUGGGCAAACGAGCAUUCGAUUCGCAUCGUAGCGGAUGAAUCAUCGAAGGGACACGCCAGACGAUGAGAACAAUACGAAGAGCAGGGUUGGCUCACUUAUAUAUGGGGAUAGCACGCGAAUCAAUUGAAAACAUACAUGCGUUCUAGUUAUUAGUUAUUGCUUAUUUCUAAUUCAAUUCGUUAUUUUAGUGAAAUCAAAUUAUUAUUUUGUUUAUAAUAUUAACAUAAUGCAUAUAAAUAAAUAAAUAGAUAGAUAAAACGAAAUAUAAGUUAGGUUAAAAUAUUUAAUUUAAAAAGUUACAAAAAGAAAAAAAUGAUUCGUGAUUGAAAGAAAAUUAUUUUUACGUUCUAAUUCUCAUUUCGAAAUUCGAAGUUCGUAGAUGAAAUUGGAAUUUCGUAUAUCGAGCACAUACCAGUUGUGAAAUUUCCCUUUCUGAGAUCUAUGUAUAUCUCAACAACGCGGCAACGUUCAAAGUUUUCGAUGCGUUGUUUCGCGCGAUCGAUUUCAAGGUCCGUGGUUCAUUCUUCGAGAAGAGGAAGCUGACCUCAAGGUUCUUCAAGUGCACUGCACUCGAAAACACUCGACUCUCUCGGUUUAAGUUUGUGAACUCGCCAUCAUUGAUCUCCGUUCGAUGAAGAAAGGCCAUUGACCGAUUCGAUACUAUUCUGCCAUCUAUUUCGCGAAAAAAAUUGUUCUUUUUUUAACAAUUUCAUUGCUAUAAUUUUAUCGUGAGAAAUGAAUCAUUAAGAAUCGUGAAAAAAAUCAUUAAGAAUGGAGAAUACUUUAUACAAUAUGAUUAUGAUAUUUUAUUUAUGUUACAUUUAUUAUUACACUUAUCUUUGUGACCCUUAUUCUGUACGAGUUAUGUAAUAAUAAUUAUCGUCGACGAGACUUGUUUUAUCACGGUCGAUAAUAAAGGCAUUAUAUGUAUAUUUUAAAGUUUCAAAUUCACGAGUAUAGAUAUAUAUGAUAAAAUAUUGAAAAUUAACGACAAUUAUCUAUUAUUUUUACAUAUUAUUAAUAAAUCCAUUAAUAAAUAUGAAUUUAAAUUUAAAAAAGUGAUUAUAAAUUAAAAGUGCAAUUUAAUCUUUUUGUUUUAAAAGCAUACAUAUUUCAACAAAGCAUUAUCGAAGUGAAAGAUCGAGGCAAUGUUGAACAUAAAUAAAUUAUAUCUGGAGAACUUAUUCUAACUAAUUUUCUUUGUUAUUGAAAAAUUGGAACGGUAAUCAUAAAGAAUCUUUGAUCAGCUUUUCUCUCUUUUUUUUUUUCUAACUAUUCCAUUGACAUGAAUUUUUAUUAUUUUAUAUAUAUACAUAUAUAUGUAUAUUUUCAGUAAUGUGCAAUGAAAUUGAACAAAAGAAUUUAUCUUUCAUAAUAAAAUUAGAUUUAUUUUUUAAAUAUUGGAAUUUAAAAAUAUAUUAAUUUAAAAAUCUAUUUAUAGUAAAAUUUAUAUUUUAAAGUAAAAUUUGUUGCGAUAUUUCGCAAUAAAUUUUUAAUAUAGAAUGCGAAAACUGAUGAGAAUGCAGAGAAGAUAUGGACUGAAAUGUAUACGUACUCGUAAACAUCGACUGCAGUUCUGACUCAGACCUAACCUGUCUACUUAACUCAAGCAUAAUUCAUACGCAUAAUUUAAAGCAAGUAUAUUAUAUUUGUGCAUUUGGUUAAGUAUUAUUCAAUUUUUUUUCACGCAUAUAUAUAUAUAUAUAUAUUUUUUAUACAUUGAUUAAAAAUGUCACAUUACUUAACCUAAAAAUCUUUAAUUUAUUUUAUUCUUAUCUACAAUCGAAAUUUGAUUUGAUGCACGGUUUGAGCAUUCAGAUAUCGUGAACAAUCUGACAAUGAGUAUCACGUGCGCACGCAUAUAUGCAUAAUAUGUAUAUGACAUUAAUUAGCUAGGAGGAAUUUUAUGCGUUUUUAUAUAUUUGUUCUUUGUUACAUUUCCUUUUCUUUUUUUAAUAUAAUGAAUCACGCGAUUAUACCGUACGAUCGAUCGUAUAAAUAUGGAGGAUUUAGAACUUUCGAAAUUUAUUCGAAAUUAAUAUAUAUUUUUGUCCAAUGGACAUUAGUUAUCGGUCGAUAUAGAAGUGAUAAAAUUUUUUUAAUUGUGAUGUUUCAAAUUUCAUUUCGAAUAUAUAAUUUUUUCUUUUUGUGAUAUGAUGAUUUGAAAAAUCGAGUAUUUAUAUUUAUUUAUAUUGAAUUGGAACGAAUGAAAAAAAUUGAAAGGAUCAAUUUAUCACUUCAAUGAGACACUUAGACCAAUUUUCAAAGCUUGCAACCACUCUCUAAUGAUACUUCAAUAAAAAUUUUACAAACGUAUCUUAAAUGUGCUAAAAUGCAUUAUAUAGAAUUUUUUGUAUUUAUGUUUUUUCUUCUGUUAAUAAAAAUAAAAAAAAUGAAAAAUCGACCAGUAGUUCGUAAAUGUGUACGAUGGAAGAGAUAUACUUAAGAGAGAUCCAAAAUGUGGCCAAGCGGAAGCAGCUGUGAUCUGCUUAAAUAGGAUUUCCGCGCCUUAUGUAAUAUAUGUCAUCGCGAAACGUCGCUGCGUCGAUAGACAUACAUUUUAUCGAUUGAUUUGUGUUUGACCUAGUGGUGCGAACCGAUUUGAAUUCACAUACUAAUUUUUAAAGUUUUUACAUAUGUCCAAUUAAUUUGAUUUUAUACAUGUGUAUCAUAUACAUAUAAUAUAAUUAUUAAUGUAUAGUAUUAAUACAGAUAUUAUUAAUAAUAAUAUGAAAAAAAUUAUUAAUAAUAUCGAUAUCAUUAAUGAUUAUAUAAGAAUUUAUUAUAUAGAUAUGUAUAUACAUAUAAGAACGCAUCAAAGACUUAUUGUUAUUUUUACUUAAGUCUAUUUUUUUAUAGUGUUUUUCCUUUGGCGCCACCUGGUACAUUAUUUAAGUAUGAACUCGUUAGUCUAACUAGUCAUUCGUUCAAAAUUUCGUUCGCGUAUCAUGUCACUUCUUCCCGCGAACCGUUUUAAAUCUUAGGCGGAAUCAAAUGGCACUGUGUCCGGCCGAGGUUUAAAAGUUUAAAGGGAAACGACGCCCACGCGUUUUAUCGGACAAUUUAAAUGCUGUUUUGUAGUUGAGUAUAUCCAGGUCAGUAGGAAUGUCAAUACAAAUGUUUUAAACGCAAUUUUCAUGCUAAAAAUGACUUUUGUAUUUUGAUUUUUCAUAACCAUCGAAAUUCGCCAACUUUAAAAUGCAAAAAAAUUCAAUAAUGGAUAUUUUUAAUUAUAAAAUUAAUCAAUGAUUUAAUUUUAACGAAUUUUUUAUUUUAUUCUCACUUUUAUUUAAAAUAAAACAUUCCUUUGAAUAUAUUUAAUAAAAAUUUGAAGAUUCAAUUUUUCAUUGUUACUUCAAUUUCAAAAAAUACAUAAAUAAAUUGGAAUCUAUAAUUAAACAACUGAGAUAAUAAAUAUAUAUAUAAAUACAAAUAUAAUUGAAUUAAAAUUCUUCUAUAAUUUUAAUUUAAUGUCAGUCUUAAAAAAUUAUUUAAAAAAAAUAGAUGAAUAUAAUUCGUAUUAAAUCUAUCAAUCUUUGCUCAAUUGAUAAAUCGAGAAAUAAAUCGAUUCAUUAAUUUAAUGUAUAAUCGAUUGAAUUUAUCCAAUUUGAAUUUAUCCAAUUUAAAUUAAUUACGAAAUAAGAAAAUAAAAUAAGAAUGAUAGAAGAAGAAGAAGAAUAAAAUCGAUGAUGUAAAGAUUGUGAUAUAAUUUCUAAUUAGUUUUCCAAUUUGGCAAAUGUUUCUCUCUUGAACUUGUUCGCGCGCAAAUUUGGAUUAUCUAGAGAUUUCUUGAUAUAAUCCUAUUACCGUCAUUGACGGUAAGCCGCGUUAAGAGGAUUUCAAAUCGUGUUAUUACGCGUGUGGGCGUCCUGUUUCAUUGAACAUUCACGUCGAAAGACUUCCUUAAACGUAAUCAAAGAUAUCGUUGUAUCGCGCGCUUCAUCUCGGUUUGUACAUUCUUUCUUGGAUCUCACAGGCUGAAAACGUCGGUAGAACGUACAAUCGUUUUUAUCGGCUAUGUAUUUGUCUCGUAUGCGUGUGCUUAUGCUCGUUGCGCCAACUGGUGUAGAACACCAUAAGUGUCCAGUUUGCAUGAGUUUACCGCCUUCGAUUCGUUUGGAAAGGGGGGAAAAAGGAGAUCUCAUGAAUAUGGAUUCGGCAUUUGUUGAGAAGCAGCAAUCGAUGAUUCAUCGAUACUUUGAAGCAUGAUUCUGUAAUCUACGAGAAAUAUUUUUGCAUUUUUGCAGAUAUUUCCACUGCUGAUUGUUUUUGAUUAAAAAAAAGACUAUAAUAAACGAAAUGAUAAAAUUAAUCAUAUAUUUGACUGUCAAUAAAUUAACAAGUAAAAAUUUCCAUCAUCGAACAGACUGCUUAUCGAAUACAGAAAUAUACGAUAUAAUUGCAUUGAUAAUCUAUAGUAACGUUACGUUACAAGUGUUCAUUAUUCCAUAAUUAAAACUAUUAAAAACAAUUAAAAACUAUUUUUUCCUUUUCAUACUGUGAUAUGACUUUUCAUAAAUGGAAAAGUAAUAUAUAACAAUUUUUUUUCAUUCUUUUUUUUUUUUUUUUUUUUUAAAUAAUUUUACUCUUGUUCAAAACGCUAUAUAAAUAUGGAUCAUAUGCUAAAAUAGACUUACGAAGCACAUAUAAUCAAAUUCGCCGAAAAUUCGUUCGAAUUUUUCUUUCCAUCCAAUUUCGACGAAGCGGUAAAGUAGAAUGUUAUGCGUUACUGAUGCGGUAUGCAUAAAUGAGAGAGAAUGUUGCAGGAGGGUAGUUUCGAUUUGAAACCAAGAUGGAAACGUUCCACCGUUACAUUGAUUAACACUUUCGCUGCGAUAUAUGAAUCACUCGUGGCUUGUACAUUAGUCUUACUGUAAUUUUUCACUUUUAAUGGUAAUUCGCUAUACCUCAAGCCGUGAUGUGAUUUAUUGCUUAAGAUAGUUUCACAUGUAGUAACUAUUACCAUAGAAAUAACGCGACAUUACAAAAAUUUUCUGUAAAAAUCGAACAACAGGUAUCUUCUAAACAAACAAAAUUAUAAAAAUGUAUUCGUAGCGAAUGUGUUAAAUAAAAACGAACAAAAAUUAAUGGUGACCAUUGAGCAUAGUGUAUAACACGUACAGUACGUGCGCAUAUCCUGUAACCAUAGCGAAUCAUAAAAAACAGAAAAAAAAAAUGCUCAAGAGUGGAUGGAUUUGUACGCCAUUGGAAGAAAAAAAAAGAUAUAGAAUAAAGGAAAUGAUGAAAAAUGUUUGUAAAAAUUUAUAUUGUUAAUAAAAAAGAACAUACUUAUUACUUAUCUUAAUAAGUUCUAACGCUCUGCUAAAUUAUGCAAUUUUCAUUUAUCGAUAUAUCUACGUAUAUAUAAAUAAAUAUAUAUGGAGAUCUCAUUUUAUCAAACAGAAAAGUAUGCGGAAUUUUUUUAUAUUCAUAAGUUUUUUCUUAAAACUAAAAAAUUAUUCAUAGUUUUCUUUAAAACUAAAAAAGCUUUAAUGUAUUGAUUCUUUUUUGAUUUUUAAAUAAAUUUCUUUAUUUAAAUCUGUAAAUAAUGAGUUCUAAUGAUAAGAAAAAAACACAUUGCUCUAUAAAUUAUAAUAAUUCCGCGAGACUAAUUUCUUAAUUUUUUUACUGCCAAAUAAUAAAAGGUUGAGACAUCGCGAUCGAAUGUUGUACACUCUGUUGAGAAAAUCGAUAGCCGGAUGUAAUAUUCGAUAGUAAUGUACAUACGUAUCUACCGUUCGUUGGUGGUGCCUGAAAUGUGAAAUAUCAAUGGGAUUGCGUGGAUGUGCAUUGAGUGUAGCGCGCUGAUGCAUGUAUAUACAUCGUAUCUCUAUAUGUGUGUAUGUACAUGUACAAGUAUGUGCGAUAUUUGUAAGUAGGUAAUAUAAAGACUUAGGCGGACGUUAAGUUGUUUGCCAUGAAUGUGUGAUCUGGGCAUUAAUAAAUUAUAAUAAUUUCGAAUUUUUUAUAUAAAAAUUUUCCAUUUCCAAUUAAUAUGUAAAAUAACUUUCUUUUUAAUUUCAAUGCUCUAAAUUUUUAUAAAAUUUUAUUUAACGCUGCCUUUACUUAUAUAUCGAUGCUUUUAUAAAUUGUUUGUUUAAAAGAGUCGAAAAGUUGUAUAGAAAAAUUUGCGCAUAUCUAAUGAAAGUAUCAUAGAAUACUGUUUUACCGACACGAACGUCCGCCGAAAAUCGAAUGUGAACUUUUUUGCGAUUUUCUGUACAAUAUUUUUCCGCAAUUUUAUUGCACAUUCGAAUCGCACUCUGGCAGAGAAGAAAAAAAGAUACAUAAAAAAAAAGACUAAUGAAUAGAAAAAUAUUUCGACAAACUUUCAAGAUGUUUUUUCAAAAUUUUCGAUGUGAUUCUUUUAAGCGUAAAUUGUAAUGAGAUUGAAUGAAAAGAAAAAAGGAGCGCAAAUAAAGCAUGGAGAAAAAAAUGAACAAAAUGAUUACUCGCAGUAAUUUGUAUUGCGCGAAACAUUGCCAAUUAUAGUUUAUAAUAAUUUAAUCCAGUGCGUAUUAGGCGGAUUCAAAAUCAUUUAUCAUUUUACUGUGUUUCUCGAUCAUUGUAAAAUGACUUUAGAAUCCGCCCGUGUUCAAAGGAUGAUAUAUACAUCAUCAAAUAAUAAUAAUAAUACGUUCAAAAGAAUACGUUCAACUGUACAUGUUUAUUAAAGUACCUGAAUGGAAACCAC
Messenger RNA from Apis cerana (Asiatic honeybee), 15844 nucleotides. RefSeq names its product ceramide glucosyltransferase (gene GlcT). Gene Ontology annotation, molecular function: ceramide glucosyltransferase activity. Lineage: Eukaryota; Metazoa; Arthropoda; Insecta; Hymenoptera; Apidae. Gene Ontology annotation, cellular component: membrane. The record is from RefSeq and is a predicted model, not a curated record. Gene Ontology annotation, biological process: glucosylceramide biosynthetic process.